UAUUUUCCGACAGGACCUGAAGGCAGCACAAACUCCUCCUCCGGUUGUCCGAGCGGGAAGUUCACAUGUUCGUCUUGUUUAGCUAAAAUGUAGCAAAUAUCCCGGUGCUACGGCUAGCUACUUCAACAUAAAAAUCACUUUUAAGGAAUUUUAACUUGAGAGCUCUUCAAUCAUGUCCAGUAACGCUGAGGAGAGGAGCAUCUCUGCACCCAAGUGCUUCGGACAGUGUACCUACACAGCCGAUGAGUACCAGGCGGUGCAAAACGCUCUGCGACAGAAGCUGGGACCAGAGUACAUCAGCACCAGAGUGGCUGGAGGAGGACAGAGGGUGUGCUAUGUUGAAGGGCAUCGUGUAAUCAGCCUGGCUAAUGAGAUGUUUGGAUACAACGGAUGGUCUCACUCCAUCUCUCAGCAGAAUGUCGACUUUGUCGACCUCAUCAAUGGGAAGUUUUAUGUCGGAGUCAGCGCGUUUGUCAAAGUGCAGCUGAAGGACGGGUCGUUUCAUGAGGAUGUAGGGUACGGAGUCAGUGAAGGACUGAAGUCUAAAGCUCUGUCACUAGAAAAGGCGAGAAAGGAAGCUGUCACUGAUGGCAUGAAGAGAGCGUUGAAAUGCUUCGGUAAUGCUCUUGGAAACUGCAUCCUAAAUAAAGAAUACCUCCAAGCCAUUAACAAGAUCCCCAAACAGCCUCCUCCUCCUCUUGACGCAGCCCAGACUAAACGCUCGGAGGAUGAGCCCUCAGUGGAGGAGGCCCGGGUCUCCAGUCUGGUCCGGGAGGAAAAGCUUUUAUCUGCGGUGGGUCCUAGCAGGACUCCGCUGGAGACCAGAGUCCUCAACCAGAACCAGAACCAGAACUGUUCAGAAGUUCAUACUCCUAAUGCUGCUGGCUCUGCUCCUGACAGGGGGGCUGAGAACGUCGGCUCCAGACCUGUCAUGGACUCGGUGGACGUCGUCGGGACUGAAGCGCACACAGACCCCAAACAGCUGAGAAAGCUCCGACAGCAGCAGCUUCAGCAGAAGUUCAGGAGAGAGAUGGAGGCCAAGAGGCUGCAGGAGAACCAGGAUCAAGCCAAGUCUGAGGACACAGAGGUCCCUAUUGGACGAGGAUCCAGUCACGAAGGUGGGCCUGCAUUCAGUGACGGCACCUCGGCUGAACACAGGAAGCCCAGCAGCAGGGACGAGUAUUUAGCAGAUGAUCCUGAGCUCUGGGAUUUCACUCUGGAUGGGAUUGAGGAGCUGGAUGUCCCCGCAGGCGGCCCGUCCUCCAGAGGGCUCCAGCCCGGCACGCCCGGGAAUCACCAGAUGCAGACGCGCAGUAAGACCCCUCAGAGAGCCCCGGGCAGACCUCCAGGCGAGGCCCCGUCGUACAGCCGAGGACAGGACCGGGCUCAGUCCAGACCUCAACAUCAGAACCAGUAUCAGGCGAGACCAGGUGAAGCCUUCAGUCCGUACAGACAAGGACAGUACAUGAAGAAACGCAGACUGGACACUUGAGAUUUUGUGUUGCUGUUCCACAGCUUCCUCAACGCUUUAGAGAAUCCAGCCACGAUUUUCCUUUUGUUUUCAUAUUUAUUUCAUACAUUUAUUAAGUUCAUCUUGCAAUGAAUUGGUGCUAUGUCCGAUAUUUGGAGAAAUGUUAUCUGGUUUUGUAAAAAAUAAAAACGUAACCACAGAAA
Messenger RNA from Siniperca chuatsi (mandarin fish), 1674 nucleotides. RefSeq names its product RAD52 homolog, DNA repair protein (gene rad52). Gene Ontology annotation, cellular component: nucleus. The record is from RefSeq and is a predicted model, not a curated record. Bases 173 to 1492 code for a protein of 439 amino acids. NCBI's taxonomy places the organism in Eukaryota, Metazoa, Chordata, Actinopteri, Centrarchiformes, Sinipercidae. Gene Ontology annotation, biological process: DNA recombinase assembly; mitotic recombination; double-strand break repair via homologous recombination. The transcript is spliced from 12 exons.